AUGGGCGCAGAGUCUCUAACGACCGCCCUCAACCCUCGACCCAACGAGCACUACUACCCCGAAACCCACCAAAAGCGCCCAGCAUGCGGGUCGCCCUUCCGCCGGAUGACAACAACACCACCACCACCACCACCACCACCAACACCACCAACAGACAAUGAGAGCAAGAAUAAACCCACUAGCGGCGAAACCUGGUCCAUCAAGAGACUCCUGGGUCGACACGUCUCCCGUCGUCUGCCCCUCUCUUUCUCGUCCUCCCGUCGCGAGAUUGAUUAAUCGAUUAAUCAAUAAAUCAAUCAAUCAUGGAGCCCGAUGAUAUGAUUCCAUGAUCCUUGUAUUCGCAGCGACCCGUAUUUCUGGUUUCAUUUAUUUAUCUAUUUUCAUUUAUCGGUUUCCUUUUUGAGGAACAUCCCCGGGAAUCCAAGAGCGGGAGAAAUUUAAGAUUAUCCACUGUAUGGCUGGCCACGUGUGGAUGUUCCCGGGGAUUCCAUAUAUUGCAAGACAGGGGGUAGUCUCGGUUGAUAGGUGUCUUACCUAGGUAUCGUCU
This is a messenger RNA of Aspergillus campestris IBT 28561, 547 nucleotides long. RefSeq lists its product as uncharacterized. The record is from RefSeq and is a predicted model, not a curated record. The transcript has 2 exons. Bases 1 to 276 code for a protein of 91 amino acids. NCBI's taxonomy places the organism in Eukaryota, Fungi, Ascomycota, Eurotiomycetes, Eurotiales, Aspergillaceae.